UGUCAUAAUAGUUGCCACUUGCCACAAAAAUGGCUCAUGAAAGUUGACGUGAUACUGUGAUACUGUAUUGUUUUCAAUGUGCCUGUUUUACUGAAUCGGGGAUUUAUUGCUUUAUCUGAUAACUAUUUCAAGACUAGGUCUUGGAGGCAAUCAGGAAGAUACUGGUGUGAGUUCCUAAGAAAAGAUAGCGCCUUAUAAAUGAUGGCUAAACGAUCAUGGAAAACAAGGAUAUUAAAACUGCGAGUGAUUAAUUGCAUAUUUGUUGUAUUGGCUGUGAAGGCAGUAAUUAAGUUUUUUUCAACAUAUGGUUACUACAAUUAUCCACAUCUCCCUGCGGAGGUAAUAGAAACACAGCUCUAUAAGCAAAUAUCACCAAUUUUCAUUACACCGAAAUCUAAACCAGAUUGUAAAUAUGAUGGAAUACUCAAGAAAGAGUUAUCUAUAUUAAAUUGGGAGGUACCAAAAACAUUUGAUGAUUUCUCAGCAGCAGGCUUGGUAAAUGGCAGUUACAUUCCGGAUCACUGCACUCCAAUCUUUAGUGUUGCUAUAAUAGUAGCCUAUAGGAACAGACAGAGACAACUAGAUAUAUUCCUGCCUUAUAUGCAUAAUUUUCUGAGAAAACAAAAUAUACACUACAGGAUAUACUUAGUGGAGCAACAAGAUGAGAAAAUAUUUAACAAAGGUAUCCUGUACAAUGUUGGAGCAAAAGUGGCAAUUAGGGACAAGUUCCCCUGCCUGAUCCUACACGACGUGGACUUGCUGCCGCUGGACGAGAGCAACCUGUACGUGUGCGCCAACGAGCCGCGCCACAUGAGCGCCAGUAUCGACAAGUUCAGAUUCGUGCUGCCCUACGACUACCUGGUGGGCGGCGUGCUGGCGCUCAAGUCUGAACACUAUAUACAAGUCAACGGGCUAUCUAAUAGGUUCGAGGGUUGGGGAGGCGAAGAUGAUGACUUUUCAUGGAGACUCUCUUCACAAAAAAUUAAUGUUAUCAGAUAUCCGCGUGAAAUGUCCCGAUAUACCAUGUUGAGGCAUCCACAGGAGCGCAAGAACACUCGCCGCAGAACCGUCAUGAAGGAAAACCAGCGGGACCCAGCCACCAUCGUCAAGGACGGGCUCACCUCGACGCGCUACACCAGCAUGCACGUCAACAACCACCGACUGUUCACGCACGUCGGGGUCGUGGUGUGACCGUGUGACUGCACGCGUCACUACUGCCACGCAGUGUGGGGGCGGGCUCUAGCGGUCACAAGCCACGUUGCUAUUGUCCAUUCCUAGCUAUUGAAUAUUGUGAUCUACAUCUUUUAUACCAAAUUGUAGGUAGGUAGUUUCAAGUUAACUUAAAAUUUUUAAUAAUAAUGUAUUUAUUUGCCUUAAAAUAUAGUUAGAUUUUACAAGAAUAAGGUUACAGUACAGCAUGUUUUGCUAAUACAUAUUUCUAUAGCAUGCAAAAAAAAAAUGUACAAAAAUGUAUAGCCUAAGCGUGAAUUUCAUUUUCUCUGCAUGAAAUCGGAGAGUAAUCAUUUUGUUUACAAAGCCAGUUGUGCCAUGGAAUAGAAAAGACUAGGGAAAUGUCAUCCAACACAAUUACUACGGGAACCUCUGUCGCCAAACUUACACAAAUGAAUCGUGAAUCAUAUCAUACAUUACACUACAAAUAAAUAAAUAUUUUCAUUUGUCGUUUAAAUUUUACAUACCUUACAUCCGGACAUAUAAACCUUACUGCCACACUCAGAGACAUUUAAUGAUUACUUAAACUAUUCCUUAGUAACGAUUUUGUAUCGAAAACAAUGGCUAAGGACAGGGUUAAGUAACCAUUAAAUGAGUCUGAGUACGGCGGUUAGACCAUUUAUAUAGUAAACAGUAUAAAGUAUAAUUACGACGUUACGUCUUACGCCAAAGUAAUUGACAAGUAAAAAUAAUAAUUAACAAACUUUAUAUACACACAGUAAUUAGGUAAUAUAACGUUCUAUCUAUAAUUUAUACAUAUGUAUAGUUUAAUAAUAUACAUAACACACAGUAACUAUAGAUAAUAAUAUGCCUACAUACAAACAAACGAACUCAAAAUCAACAAAAAAAUAUGUUUUUCUUUAACAGGUAUAAAAUGUGAUGAAUUAUGAAAACAGUACCUAUGAUAAAGGAGAACGAACAAGUUCCAUACGAAAAAACAGAGAACAAAAUAAUAUUUUCUUCUCUUUACUUCUAAUUUUCGUUAUUUUACCUAACUACUGGAAAAAUGAUUUCGUAAAAUGUUUGUAUCAUCAACAUUAAACGUUUUAAUCAAUUG
Messenger RNA from Spodoptera frugiperda (fall armyworm), 2287 nucleotides. Its product is annotated as beta-1,4-N-acetylgalactosaminyltransferase bre-4. Gene Ontology annotation, biological process: carbohydrate metabolic process; glycosphingolipid biosynthetic process. Bases 199 to 1191 code for a protein of 330 amino acids. Lineage: Eukaryota; Metazoa; Arthropoda; Insecta; Lepidoptera; Noctuidae. Gene Ontology annotation, molecular function: N-acetyl-beta-glucosaminyl-derivative 4-beta-N-acetylgalactosaminyltransferase activity. The transcript has 5 exons. The record is from RefSeq and is a predicted model, not a curated record.